GGUAUCAUAUUCUAAAAGCAACAGGCCCUUCUAACUGCGGGUUAGCUAUUUGAUAUAAAACAUGGGGAUUAUUGGCUAGACUCUCAAAAUGCGGGGCACAUAACACCAAGCCAUACACCGAUGUCACCUUCACAAACUCUCUCUCUCUCUCCAGAUCUGUUUCUUUGGAUAACAGAACCGAUUACGUCCCCUCUUCUAGUUCCUCACACCCAGUAUCCCCCCCCCCCAAGGGAAAAAUCAUCACCCCAUAGCACAAAUCUGUACAAAUCAAUAUCGAAUUACCAGAAAGGCAAACAUUUUUAAAGGAUGUUUAUAGCUAGAUUAUUUCCCCCGAACUGGCAAAUUCCCUAAAGCAAAGUAAAUACUUCUCAGCCUAAUGACUAUUAAUUAAAAGGGAAUGCUUUACACCCAAGGAGAAUUAACUGUUGUUCGCAGAAUGUAUCUCCUUCCUCUAAUUCGUUUGUCUUUGUGCCAAGGAAACAUUCCAUGAAUAUUUCAGCACAAUAAUCUGUUUAAAAAACGAAACUGGAUUUAGUGUAAUAUUUCUCCCCCCGCCCCCCAGUGCACAGAGACUCAUAUGGUUGCAAUAAUCUAAAAGCAAGAUCUCCUUUUCCGGUAUACAUUGGUUGAGAUUUACAGCUAGCAGGGGACUGCAAGAGCAACCAGAAAUAAAGGAGGGAGUGUUGCGGGAGGGGGAAAGGUAAUUGAAAAAAAAAUCGGUUCUGAUGUGCAAAUUGUAGAUAAAGACUUCUGAUGAGGGAGAGGGGAAGAGGGAGAUAACAAGAAGCAGUCAUUUCUAUUCAGUGAAGCCGCCAAAUCAGAAAGCAGUGCUGAUCUUAUUGGAGGAGAGCCUUCAACAGCAACUAAUCCUGUCGUAUUGAGAGAAAAUUGUAAAUGUUCUCUGCAGAAAUUGCCUGCCCGUUGCAGCUAAUCGAACACACACAGAGCACAAGGGGGAGCCGCCUGGAGAGCCGAACUCCCCUGCUAACAAGGGAAUGUAACAGAGAAGUUCACCUAGGCGCUUCUUCCCAGCCGGUCCUUGUCUCUCCAGGAGCGUUGGGGAGGGUGGGGGAAGACUGAAUGAUUCCCGACCCACUUAAGAGACCCAGCCUCUGCUAUGUUGGAGUCUCGUCGAAACCGUUGAGCCCGGUCUGAUAGCACUGUUGCUCUACAUUUAAAAAAAAAACAAAAAACCAAAAGCAAUCAAACUUGAGCGGAGGCAGAGGCUCCAAAGUGCCAGAAGCCGCUGAGUGGGUCUGCGUGUUUGUGCGUGUGACAAACUCGAUCAGCGCGGACAAUACCACCUCGUCUUGCCCAGAGCUUUCAAACGGGUGCUCUUUCCCCCCCGGUAUCACAGCGCCGACUAAUCUGUCUCUCUUCCCCCCUCCCUCCGCCGACCCACCCCCUGUCGAAGAUAUGGAAGGGAAAGAUAAAGAGGCUGCCGCCGGACUCUGACUGUGUGCAGUCUGCUCGUUGCUUCCAGGGCUGGGUGGACUUCCCAAUCGCCCUUUCCAGCAAAUCGCCGGCAGCGGGGGAGGAUGCAACUUCUCGUGACUGCAUUACAGAUGAUGGCAUCGUAAGCGUCUACAGUUCGUCAGCAUAGCCGAGCUGCAUUGCCUUCAUUCCUCACACUGCUUUAGAUGCCAGUAUUGUCUUUGACAGUUGCAGCAGGAGCCCAGGCCCCUGAACCCACCUCCGGGUUUAAGUGAUAAUUGGUCAUCAGGUUUCUUGUUAGAGACACAGAAAUGAAUAACUCAACUUACAUAAACUCCUCUGCCGAGGAUGUUAUGGCACUGGGGAGUCCCUAUAAAACUGUUGAGGUGGUCUUCAUAGUCCUGGUAGCAGGAUCUCUCAGUCUAGUGACCAUCAUUGGGAACAUCCUGGUCAUGGUGUCCAUCAAAGUCAACAGGCACCUGCAGACUGUCAACAACUACUUCCUGUUCAGCUUGGCAUGUGCCGACUUGAUUAUUGGUGUCUUUUCCAUGAACCUGUACACACUUUACACUGUGAUUGGCUACUGGCCCUUGGGGCCCGUGGUAUGUGACCUGUGGCUGGCUCUUGAUUAUGUGGUCAGCAAUGCCUCUGUCAUGAACCUUCUCAUCAUCAGCUUUGACAGAUAUUUUUGUGUCACCAAGCCUCUGUCGUACCCUGUAAAGAGGACCACUAAGAUGGCGGGUAUGAUGAUUGCAGCUGCUUGGGUGCUGUCCUUCAUCUUGUGGGCGCCUGCAAUUCUGUUCUGGCAGUUCAUUGUUGGGGGAAGAACUGUUCCUGACGGGGAGUGCUACAUCCAGUUUUUUUCCAAUGCUGCUGUCACCUUUGGCACUGCUAUUGCAGCCUUCUACCUGCCCGUUAUCAUCAUGACCAUCCUCUACUGGCAGAUAUCUCGUGCCAGCAAGAGCAGAAUAAAAAAGGGAAAAAAGGAACCAGCACAAACCCAGGAUCCAGUUUCUCCCAGUUUGGUCCAAAGUAAAAUAGUGAAACCAAACAAUAACAACAUCCCAACAAGUGAGGAUGGGUUGGAGCACAGCAAAAUUCAGAAUGGUAAAGCCACAGGAGAGGCUGUGACAGAGAACUGCAUUCCAGGGGAGGAGAAGGAGAGCUCUAAUGACUCCACUUCCAUCAGCGUGGUUGCUUCCAAUGUGAAGGAGGAUGAAGCUACCAAAGAGGCCACCAAGGCUUCUGUCUCCCAAGUCCACUCGAAAGGGGAGAAUUCCAAGCUGACGUGCAUUAGGAUAGUUACUAAGUCCCAAAAGGGUGACUGCUGUGCCCCAACCAACACCACCGUGGAGAUUGUAGGUACUAAUGGCCAAAAUGGGGAUGAGAAGCAAAACAAUGUGGCCCGUAAAAUUGUCAAGAUGACCAAGCAGCCAGCCAAAAAGAAACCACCCCCUUCUCGAGAAAAAAAAGUGACCAGGACUAUCUUAGCUAUUCUCUUGGCCUUCAUCAUUACCUGGACACCAUACAAUGUGAUGGUGCUCAUCAACAGCUUCUGCGUCUCCUGCAUUCCCAACACUGUAUGGACUAUUGGUUACUGGCUCUGUUAUAUCAACAGCACCAUCAACCCUGCCUGCUACGCGCUUUGCAAUGCUACCUUUAAGAAAACCUUUAAGCACCUUCUUAUGUGUCAUUACAAGAACAUAGGAGCCACAAGGUAAAAAUGAAAAAAUGAAAGAGGGGAAAAGUUCCAAGUUUUAAAAAACAAUGCCAUAGCACUUUAUUCUCUAGUGUGGAACAUGCAAUCAAGGAACCUAGUGGAUUCACUGACCUGGGGUGUCAGCUCUGUCUUUGAGAACUGCACUUAAAACCUUUUUUAAAUUAUUAUUAUUAUCAGUGGAUCUUGGGGAAGUGGUGAUUGAAUGAGUGGUCAGUAGGGAAUGUGGACUUGAGGCACAGUUCCUUGUUUCUGUUGGUAUCAUGCAGAAGGGCUUUUUGAGUCUAUGAUUUUUGUCCAUUCUUAUAGAAUAACAAUAAUCUUUGUGUAUGUGUCUGUCUGUCUGAAGGAAAAAAUGUAAGGACACUUUGACAACAAAUAAAACAUAACUAACUGGAGAGGGGAGGCAAGAUGAAAUAGAGGGACACUGAGCAAUUCAAACUCACCUUGCAAAGACUAUUUCCAAAGUUAAAAGCUGACAAUUAUUUUUGUCAGGGUCUCAUGUUGAGAAUCUUAAAGGUAGGCUAACUAUGACAGCUAAUAUAUUAUCUUUACCUCUCUCCCAUCACCAAAAAUAUAUCAGACAAAAAUAUUCUUUAUCUCACCAUGAAUCCCAUGAUUCACUAUCCAUUGUUCCAAGCAUAUCAGCUUUCUUCUACUGGGGGGGUUGAUCCCAUGGUGCCAAUGAAAAUAAAAGGGAAAAAAGGAGGUCCUUUCCAGCUUGCUGUACCACAGAGAGUGUCUUGAGGCCCUUAUAAGCCAACGUCUUUGAUAAUUUAGCUCACUUAAGCUCUUUUAUGUGCUAUCCCCCAGGAAGUUGAAUUUUUCUUCAGUCAGCCUUUUCUUCUUUUUUGCACCUCCCUGCCCAGGGCAUAAGGAUUGAAAAUCAAAGCCUGCUGUGAAUUAGAAGUUUUCAUCAAAUUAACAACCAUGUGGCCCAAAUCAAGGAAGUAAGUUGAGACCAGCAAGAGCAGUUGUUAAUAGGUAAUGACAGAGUUAUAUCCAUUUCCAGUAGGCACAGACUUUAUGUCCAGGAUUUGCUUGUGGCUCCCAGAGGUGAAAGGUUAACAUAAGAAAGUCCAUCUUAAUUUCCAACAGAGAGAAGGUUCCUACUAAUGUAUUUGUUCUAAGGAAGGGAAUAACUGCAUGCAGAUUACUGUGCCCACUUGAAGUGACUCUGGGUAUGUUCCUGGAAUGAAGAAGCCAAAGUCCUUCUUAGGCAUAUGGUGGGGACUAUGUAUACUUUAUGGAAAAGAUACAAUGCUGGCCAUGUUUCCUUUUGUAUCAGCAUGAAGCAAUAUUAUCUCUACCUAUCAGGGGAUAACAGUAGUAAAGGGGCAGGGAGGAAAACAGUGGUUACACAGAUAUAGGCCCUGCAAUAUCAUUAUUUUAAAAUGUUCCAAAAAUUGUCUGUUACUGCAGAGAAUUGACUCCUCCUGUCUGUAGAAUAGCUACUUUUGCAGUAUUUGAUAGAUAUUGUGGCAAAAUUGAGCACUGUGUGAAUUUGGCAGAGUGCAUCAGAUUAAAGUAGACAGCUAUUCCGUGCAAGAUUUGCAUCUGUCAAUAUUCCUCCUCUCAUUGACAGUUCCAGACACUUUCAAAGGUAUACCCGUGGAUUUUGCUAUCCAAAGAGUAGCCUUCUACAGUAACAUUUCCGUGGGGUUCCUUCAUUGUAAUCCAGAAAUAUUCACCAUCAUCUGGAAUGAUGUUCACCCAAAAAGUAGACAACUAAGUCAUCUAGGUACAUUAUCCUACUAUAUUACAGUCUUCCAAAGUGAACUUCAAAAUAGCAGCCUUUUGGAUUACAGGGAAAUUAACCUUGAUGACUUAACAUUUAACCUUUUCAGAUGCUCAACUGAACUGUGGAUUGGGGCACUAUGGAAAGAUUUCCAUGGACUUCAAACAGGACAAAGCAUUAGGUUAACAGAACAAAUGCUUGCUCACUAAGGGUCUGAUUCUGCAACCCUUACAAUGAACAGCAUUAACUCCCAUGAGUCCAGCUUUACUGUGAUUACUCACUUAAGGAAGCGCUGCUCAGUGUAAGGGUUGCAAAAUUGAUCCCUAAAUAUCUGUCAAAGCUACUUUCACCUGAUGUGUCUUGAAGGCCUAAAGGAAGUUAUCUAGCCAUGUUUCAGCAGUCUGUGUUGUUUAUUCUCUUCCAAAUGGUGAAAAAUCCAGAGACAAAAAUCAUAGAGAGUGAAAUAUGUUCACUUUCUAUACCUUUCUUCAGGAAAGAACAGCUUUCCAAGAGACCACGGCAGUUCCUCCCUCCCAGCAAUAACACAUUCCCAAAGGGGGAAAGUAGGAGCAGUAUAUUCUGCCCUGAAACCACUAACAGUUCAACUUGUAACCUUGGGCCUCUGACAUGUGCCCAGGCUCCAUUCUGAACUCUCAAGUCAUCACCAGGACACGAAUUACAAAUCCACUUAGCACCACGAGGCACAUCCACAGGUUAAAAAGUACAGCGAUACAUUGCAUGACAUUCUGCUGCAUCUCAUGAUGUGAUGAGACACAGUGUGAUGCAAAGAGAAAUGGACAUUGUGCCAAAGACCCGCCAAGAGAUGAAACACAACAUACAGCUUUCUAAUGCUUCUUCCUAACACCCAUCACUAUCUUUGAGCCCAUGAAAAGAGAGACUUUAUUUCAAAUUGUAUUAACAGAUAGCACAUUUGAAAGGAUACAGAAACUGCAUAGUGUACUAUACUUUACCCUUAGUGUAUGUUUCCUACUUGUAUGUAAAAUGUCUGUCCGAUACACAUACGCACACAUUCUUCAAAACUUUAGAGUUCCAAACAUGAAAUAAUGUGUCUGCAAACACACACACACACAAGCAUACAGCAUACAUGUGCAAUAUAAAAUUUUCAAUAUUCAGUGUGAUGCAUGAGAAUGAUAGCCGUGCUGCUCUCCUUAACAUCUAAUGUGAGGUGCAAGACAAAUUCCUAUUCAUCAUGCUGUGUAUACCCUCCUUGUGACACUGAGGCUCAGAAAGCCUCACACAAUCUGUAAGGUUUAAAUUCAGUUUGGGGGGUGGAUUAGUGAGAUCCCAUAGGAAUAGUCUCUCAUGACUACAUCGUAAUUUGUUCUUUCAAACAAAGCGGCACUGGUUAAAAAAACCUAUCUGGGUUUUAUAAUCCCUCUCCCCAUGCCUUUCCUUGUUCUUCCAAAUCUACAGGAUACUUCACAUUCACUUCUUUCCCCUUUGGAUUAUAGUUCUGCAGGCUGUAAAUGUGAUUCUUAAGAAAAUGGUGCCUUCCACCUACCCAUUUUAGCUCCUCAUUUGUCAUCUGAAUCUGUCAGCUUCACUGACUGACAAAAACCACUGUUGUUGGUGCUAAGGAACCAAUGAAACAGUGGAAAUAAGAGCUGCAUUCUGUUCUGCUCCAUGCAUCAGCAACCCUAGCACCAGCUAUCUUUGUCAUACUAGACCCAUUAUCUUUGUAAUGCCAGUGGCAGAAGAAGCCCAGCUGGAUUUUUCACAUUACAUGCUGAGCUUUACAUGCAAUUUUAGCAAACUGUACAUGUGACUCAUUAAGAAAAAGAAACAUGGAAGACAAUUUUCACUACUUGUUCCCCCUCAUUGGCAGGCUCCAGACAGAGGACAAGACAUGACCAGGCACUGAGUCUGAACCACUCUUUCUUCCCCAUAAAGGUAGUCCCUCUAGGUCAGGAUUGAGUCACAUCUUUCAGUCCAGUGUAGGAAGACUUGCAAGUGUCACUGUCCAGUCUAUAGCAGCUUUCUGAGGAGAGGACAACAGCCUGAAGGCAUGUCAAUAUGGCCCCUUUUGUGAGCAUUAACAUCAUUUUAGAGGGGAAAAUGGUAGAGAUAUCUCAACUGUCAGCCAAAGUAACAUUGAGAAAUCUGCUUUCAGCUGUGUGCAAAAACCUAAGGAACAUUCUGGUCAGCCAUCUGUUUGGCAUUUUUACUUGAUUUAUUAGGAAUCACAGGGGUCCAUUUGGACGUAGAAAUGCUUUUGAUUGUUGCCCUGUGAAAAAUGGGCCGUGCAAAACAAAAGCAAGUCAAAAGAUAUAAGACUUUUUUCCUCUCAAAUGACAGUAAAGACUGGUGCCGAAGGGUCAGAUCCUGGACACUGGUUGUUUUAGACCCAGCAUAGCAUGGAGGGGAAAAAUGCAUCUGUAAAUUACCUUUUCAUUUCCCUAAAGCCAGUAGAUGUCUGGGCUGGAGGAGCAAUUUAGAGUACUCCUGGUGUGUACAAAAUUACACCAGCUGCAACAUCCCCCAGCAGUCUCUUUGCCUUGCCAUGGUCCCAACUCAGCCAGCAUACCAAGGCCCGGAAAGUAGGCUAUGAACAUCCAGACAUGCUGGCUGUAAUGCCACUCCAAAUUCCCUUACACUGAGGAAAGUGGCAGAUGGCCAGGGAAGCAAAUUUUCCAGAUGUUUCUAUGCUGCCAGAGAGGUGCAAAGCAGAUGAAAUAGGGGUCAUAAACUAGCCCUCUGUUGAUUUAUUAUGGGAAGGGGACUCUAGGAUAACGUCUCACUCACUCAGACUGCUUCAAAAAAUGAUGAUCACAUGGAAAUGUUUUGGGACUAUCCCAUGCAUCUCCUUUAUAAUAUAAUUCCUAUUCCUGUUCCUCCCAUCUCACUUCCUGAUGAGUGGUCCUCUUUUAUAGCAUCAGAAGCAGUUGCCAAAUCAGUAAAAAAUUGUUUCUGAAGUAAAAGUCCCAGAUUCACCUCUGUGCUUUGGUUGCUUUAUGAUGCUGGGACAAUAUUAAGGCAAGCUGGCCUACGCAGCCAGUGUGGGUGUGUGGGAAGAGGCUGAAAGAGAAGGCCAGCUACUCUGUGACACCAGUCAGCCAAUGAAGGAGAUUUUAGUGGUGUUUGCAGCAGGCUCCUGGAUUGUCUGGCUGAGGUACAGGACAGUUAAUAAAAGGGCCAGGGCAGGCAAAGAGGGCCCCUUCCUUGCUCUACCUCACCUCACAGCUGGAUCUGCACUUGUUGCUCCUCUGCAAUUCAGGGUGGCGAACCUGCUGGAUUCCCCCCUUCCACCACUGCUUAGCUUUGAUUUCGAGUAUCUGGGGCUAAUUAAAGACUCUCCCAUUCCCAGGGCUUUGUGGCUGCCCUAGGCUCCAUUUGCUGAUGGAUUUUACUCUUUUAUACUGCCACAAUGUUCAAGCCUUUCCCCUCUGGCAGAACCACCAGCCACUCUGUCUGGCAGAACCACCAGCCACUCUGACUGCUCUAUGCCUUUCCAACACACAGCAGCCAUUCACCUAGCUUUAACCAGCCCAUUAAAUAACUUUGUGUUCCAGAAGUGGCGCUGAUAUAUGCUGCCGAUUCUGGCCACAAUUUUUAUUUUAAAACCCCAUAUGAAUAACUCAGAAAGUCACAAGUCAAUGCUUUUAUUGAUCGAGAAGCCAAAUUCAUACCAAGGAACAGAUUGCCAGACAAUAAAAGGUCUGUCUUAAGGGGGUAGAUUUUCGAAGGCACAAAGAAGAGUUGGGCAACCAAAGUCAAUGAGAGUUAGGUGCCUAAAUGCCCUUUGUGCCUUUGAAAAUCUCCCCCUAAAUAUUAAUGUAGACCCAGCUGGUGGAAGAGUAAACACUUGAAAUUAGGAUGAUAAAAGUGGGUGUGACUUUUUUUAUCCAACUCUUUUGUGCCCCAUGUAUAAUGCCCCGGGCUGUGAACAAAACUUCUGCCCAUGUAUCCUCUGUCCAUGUUGUUGCACUUCACUGUAGACUUUAAAAAGAAACAUUUUUUUAAUUUAAAAAACCCUUGCCCCAGUGCCAUACACUGGUAGAGGCCCCCAACUUUAUUUUUCCCCUUCUUUUCCCACUUCUCCCCCUCUGUCAUGUUCUUUGAAAUAAAGCCAUGUUUCCUCCCACUUUGCUGCUUUAACUAAUGUCUUCCCAGGCAUUUAAGCAAUGGAUCUGCAGUUUCUCUCAUCUUUCAGACAUAGGGAGUGCUAGUAUACUGAUACUUCUGCCCUGCUAGAUUCAUGCCAUUUUGUAGCAUGCAAGUCAGCCUGAUUCACUUCCAUGUUCUUAGAUGUACUACUGGAGAUAGUAACCUCAAAUCAAAAUCCCUUUUAAAUGCUUUAAUUUUAGAAAAAGCAACACAAAAGCAAGACAGUCCUCUCCUUUCCCCUUUGUAAAAGUGUAUCAGCUCCAAACCAGAAAAAACAUAGGUAAUAAUGGAGACUACAUAUUGUCAUGAUGAAAUAUUACAUGACAAAACACCAUGCAGUGGUCUGUGCAUCAUAAAAUGACAAACUGGGGGCCCUGUCAUCCAUCCUGAGCUACCAAGGUACUGUUAAAAUAUUCUAAGUGCUCUCUGACUUCCACUGCCUUUUUCACUAGGGAAUCCCAACACUUGGACUGUGACCAGAGCCAGUCUGAUUUUGAUCAGCACCACACACGGCAACCAAUGUCUUGCAAAUAUUUUCUUUCAUAGUUUUACUUCCCUCAAUUUUCUAUAAUGGCCUUUUCUUCACUAUGGAAGAGGGGAAGAAGUAGCACUGCUACAUACAUAUCAGUGUUCCUUGUGCUUGAAUUAGAGAGGUAGCUGGUGGAUUUGGCACACACACACAUUAAUCUGCUGCUGCCUGAAGAAAGAAAAAAAAAGUGGACCACCCCCCGCUCCAUAUCUCUGUCUAGUCUUUCAUCUGACGUAUGGAGACUGCCAUUUCUCUUCUUUGAUAUGGUGGGCAAAGUUCACCCCUGAAUUGUAUUUAUGAAGGAGCAUGCAUGAAAAGCUUUUCCUGUAAGAUCUCCCCAACUGCACUGACUCUCUGGGAGACUUUGGUAUCUGGCGGUAUCAGAUGCAGUAUCACUGUAGUAGUCAUUAAAAUGGAAGGUCCUGUUUCUGCUGCCCUUCAUGACAAAGGGUAUGUUUCCAUGUGUUUAACAUAUACAUUGUUUCACCCUCUGGCACUGAAAAAAGCACAGUAGGCUGGGAAACAAGACAAACUUUCUGUUCCCAAAGCUCCAGAUGGACAAGCAGUGUGAAGGCAUUCUGGCAUUACCGCUUUUCAUCUGCUCUGGGGAGGCUCAGAGGUUUUGGUUCCACAGAUGAUUCCAUCUUUAAAGUUCUACCCCAAAGAUAUCCAUCCUUUUCUGAAGCACAUAAUAGUGAUAAUAAUAAUAAUAAAAAUAUAAUAGGUGAGACUGUGCCAUGGUCAGUAAUAAACUGACCUUUUUAUGACUUAUCCCUUAACUUCUGGUGCCAUUUUGAGGAGGUCAUUGGUGAGCUUGAGUCUAACAUUCAAACUGUAAAUACCUUUAAGCAGUGUGUUUUAACAUGACCAACAGCAUACCUUGGCUAUGUACAGAAAUAAUACAAUAUGUGUAAUAUUAUCAAGAUAAGGUUGCAAUGUAAAUAUAUCUACAAUGAAUGUUCAAUUACUCUUCAAACUGUAUGUACAAGGAGGGGCCUAGUCUCCUCUUGAAAUCUAAUUUUUUUAUUAUUAUUUUUUAUCUCAAGAGUAUGAAAAUCCUAUUGUUAAUUUGAAAAAUUCAGUAUUCUUGUCUUAAAAGAAAUAUUCUGUAUGAAAAAAGUGCAUUAAAUGUAAAUGGUGUCCAAAAUCAUAUGGCAAGAUUGAGAAAUGAGACGCAUACAAACCAGGGCUGCUGGAAUUUGGUAGCAUUCUUGAUGCCAUACAUUUGAUCUCAUAUAAAUAAGAUAAGCACAAGUUUUAUGGUUGGCUAUGUAAAGCUAACCCACGUUAUUAUAUAUACCAUAUAUAUAUAUAUUUAUAUAUACUGUAUAGAUAUAUACAUAUUAUAUACAGCAUUCACACAGUGAAGGAAGCACUUGGUAAAGAGACAUUUCUGGGAAUUUGUGCUUAAUGUUUCAGUUCAGAGGGAACAAAGACUGCUAUACAAUUACAUUAGGACAUGUUAUGCAGGCUGAGGAGCGUCAUAGCCAGCUAGGAAGGAGAGGCUCCAAUAUAACAGUUAACGAGGAUUGAGAUGAUGAGGGUUUGAAAUGUUUUGAAGACAAAAUGAAAAUUACAUGCAAUAUAUGUGUAUGUACCUCUGCUGAGUUGUAUUCCUAGUUGAAGCAUUGCAUUAAACAUCAAAAUAUAAUAAUAAUAAUAAUAAUAAAACUGGUUUUGUAUGUGGUA
Molecule: messenger RNA, 11232 nt
Organism: Caretta caretta (loggerhead turtle)
Lineage: Eukaryota; Metazoa; Chordata; Testudines; Cheloniidae
Gene: CHRM2
Product: cholinergic receptor muscarinic 2
Biological process (GO): chemical synaptic transmission; regulation of heart contraction; regulation of smooth muscle contraction
Cellular component (GO): dendrite; plasma membrane; synapse
Molecular function (GO): G protein-coupled serotonin receptor activity; G protein-coupled acetylcholine receptor activity
Source: RefSeq, a predicted model, not a curated record